Messenger RNA from Rasamsonia emersonii CBS 393.64, 1626 nucleotides. Its product is annotated as ToxD protein. The transcript has 6 exons. The record is from RefSeq and is a predicted model, not a curated record. Lineage: Eukaryota; Fungi; Ascomycota; Eurotiomycetes; Eurotiales; Trichocomaceae. Bases 1 to 1626 code for a protein of 541 amino acids. Gene Ontology annotation, molecular function: oxidoreductase activity, acting on NAD(P)H; rRNA binding.
AUGUCAACCCAAAAAGCCAUCGUCGUAAUCCGCAAAGGCCACGCAGAACUCGUCUCACGGCCCCUGCCCCAACUCCGCGACGGCUUCAUCCUCGUCAAAACCGUCGCCGUCGCGCUCAACCCCACCGACUGGAAACACAUCCACUACUUCGACAACCUGCACGACGUGCUCGUCGGGUCCGACUACGCGGGGAUCGUGGAAGCCGUCGGGAAAGGCGUGACCAAGAAUCUUCGAAAGGGCGACAGGGUCUUCGGCCCCAUGCGUGGCUGCGACGUGACGCAGAAGGAGAACGGCGCUUUUGCGGAGUAUAUCGUUGCGAAGGGGGACCUGGCGAAUAAGAUACCUGAUAAUCUGAGUUUUGAGGAUGCGGCGACUCUUGGUAUGGGCUUGAUUACCGUCGCCCAGGGAAUGUAUCAGGCGCUGGGACUGGCGAGGCCGGAGAGGCCGAUCACGCAGUCGGAGCCGGUUUUGAUUUAUGGUGGCUCGACGGCGACGGGAUCGUUGGGCAUUCAGUUUGCGAAGCUAUCCGGCUACACCCCCAUCACAGUCUGCUCACCACAAAACUUCGACUUUGUGCGCUCGCGCGGCGCCGUCGCGGCCUUUGACUACCACGACCCAGACUGCGGGCGCAAGAUCCGCGAGUACACGCACGACCGGCUACAGCUAGUCUGGGACACGGUGAGCCUGCCAAGCAGCGCAGCGAUCUGCGCCGAGGCACUGUCCUCAUCCGGCGGGGGCAAAUACUACACUUUACUCCCGGAGAAGAGCCCUAGGCGAGACGUCGAGUCGCGCAUGACUGUGGCGUACUUCAUGUUCGGCGAGCCGCUGCUGUGGAAUCCGGCCGUGGGCGUGGAGCAGGCGUCGCAGGAGGAUUUCCGGUAUGCGGCGGAGUUUCUGGAUAUGGCGACGAGGCUGGUUGCGGAGGGGAAGGUCAAGCCUCAUCCGGCGCAGGUGCAUGAGGGAGGAUUGGGAGGGGUGCUGGAGGGGUUGCAGUUGAUGAGGAUGGGAAGGGUGUCGAGGGCGAAGUUGGUAUACAAACACGUACCUAGCUAUCAUCAUCCAAUAGGAUCAUCAAUAACAUCCAGCACACCGCCUUCCACAUUCGACCUCUACACCUACAAAUCCGACGGCGGACACCGCGAGCAAGCCAUACGCAACCGGUACCUCCUGCAAGACCCUCUCGACUACAAAAAAUACAACGUUCUAUGCGGCUCCUUACGACAACUGGCGCACAAGCUCUCGCAGCUAGAUCCAGACGGGGACCCUUUCCGGAAACAGAUCGAGAGCGAGGUCCUGGAGAAGUUGUGGUCGAUGGGGAUCUUGAAGCAGAACCGUGAACAGGGGGCGGGGUUGUCGCGUGUAGAGCACGAUGUUACUGUUUCGGCGUUUUGUCGGAGACGGUUGGGUGUUGUUAUGGCUAGGAAUGGGAUGGUGGAGAAUGUUAAGACUGCCGUCACACUCAUCGAACAAGGCCACGUCCGCGUUGGGACAGAGGUCGUCACUGACCCUGCCUUCCUGGUCACGCGCAGUAUGGAGGACUACAUCACGUGGGUCGACUCGAGCAAGAUCAAGCGCACUAUCAUGCAGUACCGGGACAAGAUGGAUGAUUAUGAUUUGAUGAAUUGA